AGUUAGUAAACCAGCAAAUACAGACACUCUACCCCGUUCUUUCUGCUUCCCUUCUAUUUCCGAAACUUAUCUCUCUCAUUUCUAGAUUAGGUGAAGUUCAUACAUCCCUGUUUGUUCUAAAGUAGCUUUCUCCUUCUUUGCUUCCUUACUUCCCAUCUCUUCUUCUUUUUCAACCCCUCUCUUCCCAUUCCCUUCAUCUCCAUCUCAUCCCUACAUCUCUGAAAUCCCCAAACUACCUCAAAAUGACUGAUAGAGUCUACCCUUCUUCCAAGCCCUCCGUCAAUCCCAACCCUUCCAACCCCACCCCAAAACCCAAUCUUUACCGUCCGCCUGUCUACCGCCCCACCCCACCCAAACGCCGCCGCGGCAAUCGCUGCUGUAUUUGCUGCAUCUGGUUCAUCAUCGUACUCCUUUCCCUCAUCCUCCUCGCCGCCAUCGCUGCCUGUAUCAUGUACGUUCUCUACCGGCCCCACCCUCCUUCCUUCUCCGUCUCCUCCGCCCGUUUCUCCUCCUUCAAUCUCACCUCCACCCACCUCAACCUCUCCAUCUCCGCCCGUAACCCUAACAAGAACCUCGUCUUCUUCUACGAACCCUUCUCCGUCGCCGUCUCCUCCGACGGCGCCCACCUCGGCGAUGGAUCCUUCACCGGAUUCGUCCACGAGACCAAGAACACGACGCUGAUGAGGGCGUCGGUAUCGACGGGUGGGGCCCAAGAUCUCGAUUCGGACAGCAUAAAAAAGAUCGAAUCUGGACUGAAGAAGAAGAACGGGCUGCCGUUGGAGAUCCGGCUGCAGACGAAGGUUAGGGUUAAGAUGGGCGGGUGGAAGACGAAGAAGGUCGGUAUUCGGGUCACGUGCGAUGGGAUCAGCGCCUCUGUCUCGAAGAGCAAAUCAACGGCUGCUGCUUCUGCUGAUGGUAAUGCGAAAUGCAAGGUGAAGCUCUGGAUCAAGAUCUGGAAAUGGGAGGUCUGAGUUGGGAUUAUGUUAUUUUUACUAGUUUUAUUUUUUUUUAAUUUUGCUUUUAUAGUAUGUUUGUUUGAUUGUAAAUUGUGACAAGAUGGUUUGUUAUUUUGUUAGUGAGAAAUGCAUCACAUAUAUACUUUUCUAAUUUUUUCAAUUUUUUUUUUAAUGUUUCGGUGAAUCUGAUGUUAUGAUGCAUUUUAUAAUAAGAAAGAGAAAUCGAGAAGUAGUGAUUUCUCUGAUAUCUGUGUA
Magnolia sinica is the source of this 1211-nucleotide messenger RNA. Its product is annotated as NDR1/HIN1-like protein 13. The record is from RefSeq and is a predicted model, not a curated record. The transcript has a single exon. Lineage: Eukaryota; Viridiplantae; Streptophyta; Magnoliopsida; Magnoliales; Magnoliaceae. Gene Ontology annotation, cellular component: plasma membrane. Bases 243 to 971 code for a protein of 242 amino acids.